AUGCGGUUCACCACACCUUACAGUUCAAUUUCUGAAGAGAAAGCGCCAAGGCAAAGCAACUCCCAUAAAGGGACUGCUGGUGCGAACAGCUUUAUUGAGAUUGAUUACACAGGAACAGAGCCUUCUAGUCCCUGCAACAAAUGUUUAAAUGUGUCCUGGGAUAGCACACCACCUUGUACUUGCACUAUUGAUUUCACACUGGAACAUUCAUUUGAGAGCAAUGUAUUCAUGUAUUACGGACUUUCCAACUUCUAUCAAAACCAUCGUCGUUACGUGAAGUCUCGAGAUGACAGCCAACUAAAUGGAGAUAACAGUUCAUUACUUAAUCCGAGUAAAGAAUGUGAGCCCUACCGCACAAACGAGGACAAGCCCAUUGCUCCUUGUGGAGCUAUUGCCAACAGUAUGUUUAAUGAUACGUUGGAGUUAUACCGCAUUGAUAACGAUACAAGGAUUCCUAUUACUUUGAUUAAAAAAGGCAUUGCAUGGUGGACAGAUAAAAAUGUAAAGUUCAGGAAUCCUUCAGGAGAUACAAAUAACUUAACUGCACUUUUCCAAGGCACAACAAAGCCUGUAAACUGGCCCAAGCCAGUGUAUAUGCUGGACUCAGAGCCUGACAACAAUGGCUUUAUCAAUGAAGACUUUAUUGUGUGGAUGCGUACUGCUGCUCUGCCUACGUUUCGCAAGCUAUAUCGUCUCAUCGAAAGGAAGAAUAACUUACAGCCUACCUUACAGGCUGGAAAAUAUUCUUUGGAUAUCACUUACAAUUAUCCUGUGCACAGCUUUGAUGGACGAAAAAGAAUGAUUCUAAGCACCAUCUCAUGGAUGGGAGGCAAAAAUCCCUUUUUGGGAAUUGCUUACAUCACUGUGGGGUCUAUAUGCUUCUUUUUAGGAGUUGUAUUGCUGAUCAUCCAUCACAAGUACGGAAAUCGAAACACUAGUGCAGACAUUCCCAAUUAAUCUUGCAUUCUGAAAACCAAUGUACUGCAUGUGCAUCAAGGCCAGUCCAGAAUGGACCCAGUUUUUAAAAGCUAAAUCUCUGCUUAUGACACUUCUGAAACUGGGUGCAUAAUUUCUGUUUGAUCUAAAACCUCCUUUUCCCCUCGCUGUGGAUUAACUCUUGAAAAUGACGGGUAUACAAUUAACUGUAUUGAUUGUAUCUCUGCUUAUGUCAGAAAUGACUUUCUGAUGUUUGCCUCUAACUGGGCGGGCCACAUGAUGCAUAUAGCUUCUGUUCCCUUGAUGCAUCUGCUGCUUGUUUAUGUGCUGUGUAAUGUCAGUAUGAUUCAGUACAUAUAGAUUGCGUGGAGAAAGACUUAUGACAUACUGUGUAAAUUUUUAAGAAUUUUCAGGAUUCAGGUGUCAGUGCUGUUGAAAGGAAAAGUCAAGUCUUUAAUGUUUUUUCAAUUUACUGUGUUGUGUGCAUGGGCUUUCAUGUUUCUUGCUGAGAUGUUAAUAUAUUUAUAUAAGUUGUUAAAUAUUUUUUUUCCUGUGUCCUACCCCACUCUGUUAUGUUAGAUACUCAAAGUGCAGUGUAAAUUACAGCACUUGGGAUUCUUUUUAUAUUUACAAGAGAUGUGCCUGGCCAGUAAACUAGCAUCUUGUGAAGAUACCGGAAAACCUAUUUGUUAAUUAUCUGCAUGAGUCCGUUCUAAAGUGUGAUCUAAAUUGGGAAGCGUUUGUUGCAGGUAAAACCUGCUUUGUUCUAAUUUUCUUUCCUUUAAUUCAUUUCUAAGACUAGUUUACCUAUUGUGCUUGCUAUUUUUGCUUUUUACGAGCAGAUCCAAGCAUUAAUCAAGAAGAAAUUAAAAUAUUUUUGUUUCCAUUCAUAAAUCUGGGUUGGAUAGUUCUUUUACUGAAGGAGUUUCCUUAUUUUCUUGAGGCAUAUAUAUUCCUAGCAGGCUUUGUUGUAAAGGAAAUGUCAUACUCUGUUUCCUUGUUUGGAGUAAACAAUACAUGAAAUUCUUGUGGUGUUGAGAUACUGAAUUACAGCAAUUUAAAAAUUGAGAUGACAGUACCUUCUCUUUCAAAUACAGUUUGAGCUUGCUGUGAAACCUAAUUGAAAUGUUGCAGUUAGAAGCAAAGAGCGGGUUAGUGUCUUAAAUCGUAUUACUGAAGGGUUCACUUUUUGGGUUACUUCCACAUUAACUGUAACCUGUAAACUAUUAUUUUUGGUGACUAUUUUUAGACGAUGCACAGAAAUUGUAAUGUAUAUGGUGGAGAUCACUUUAUAUGCGAGUAGCUUGAUAAAGUAUUGAAUAUAUAUUAAAAAAACUAAUAAAUUCUGCAAACUAUUUACUAAGAUA
Struthio camelus australis is the source of this 2303-nucleotide messenger RNA. NCBI's taxonomy places the organism in Eukaryota, Metazoa, Chordata, Aves, Struthioniformes, Struthionidae. The record is from RefSeq and is a predicted model, not a curated record.